AUGAAGAACACCAUGGAAAGAAUUGGCGACAAUGACUUUUCUGUUGAUUUGCAGUGGCAGCUCCAGAACCAGACAGAGGUGCAAAAAAAGCAAGUAAAGAAAAUCUUGGACAUGAGCACUGAAUGCAGUACCAGUGACACUGAUGAGGAGUCCCUGAUUUCUAUCUCCUCUUCAGAGUCACCUGAUAGCGACAUUCUCGGCAGAGGAAAAAGAGGACAUAAAAAGAAGACAAAGAGUGCUAGCAGGUCAAAAUCUGCCAAACACAGCUCACGUGCAACAACCCCAGAUGAUGUACUGAAGCGUUACAAUAAAGUUUUUCGUGCCUUCAACAAAGAAGGGAGCAUCAGUAAGGCAUGCACCAAAGUUGGAGUUGACAGUAAUACACUCGCAUUAACAGAUGUUGUGGCUGAAAUACAGCUUGUUGAUCCAGAGUUUUACCAAAACAUCCCGAAGUUCAGAUCCAAGGAGGAGAAACUCUUCGACUUUGCAAAGCGGUGCCUUCAGUCACUGACAGCAGACAUCAGAUCUGCCAUAGAAAAUGCCAAAAAAGAGUGUAAACUACUACCAAUAACAUAUAAGUUGAGAUAG
Molecule: messenger RNA, 588 nt
Organism: Cyprinus carpio (common carp)
Lineage: Eukaryota; Metazoa; Chordata; Actinopteri; Cypriniformes; Cyprinidae
Product: coiled-coil domain-containing protein 106-like
Cellular component (GO): nucleoplasm
Source: RefSeq, a predicted model, not a curated record